CAGAGCUUAAGCUUCAUUUUACAGUCACUUGCGCUAUCUAAAAAUACUCUGAGCUGAUCUUUCAAAAAACGAAGCAUAUAACAAUUAGUAAACUGAGCUAAAUAGUAAGUAGCCUUAGUUUUACUGGUAUAAAAUGAAGUUUGAUGUUCAGACAUAAAUACGCUAUGCAUUUUGCAAACAAUAACUCUUUUGCGUCAUGCCUGUCUACGGAAACUUCUGCGGCCAAACCUACAUCAUCUUUGAGUUUGUGCGCACAUCUCUAUUCCUGUCCGGAGUGCAACGGGUUAAGAAGCGGGGGUCCAGAUUCCUCCUCUCAUGAUCGCCAUGAUGAACAAAUGAACUCUCGGGGAAUGAAAUUCAAAUUUCACAAAGGAGAAAAAGUCCUCUGUUUUGAACCUGACCCAUCUAAGGCCAGAGUGCUCUACGAUGCAAAGGUUGUUGACAUUGAGGUAGUCAAAGAUGACCAGGGAAAAAGGGUCCCAAAGUAUCUGAUUCAUUUCAAUGGUUGGAACAGAAGUUGGGAUCGCUGGGCUGCAGAGGAUCAUGUGCUCAGAGAUACUGAAGAAACUCGGAAUUUACAACGUAAACUGGCACGCAAAGCUUUGGCUCGCAUGAGGAAAAAGGGAUGGAGGAAGCGACGUUGUCGUUUGCUAGGUGUUAACUUAUUCUUAAAGACCCUCCCUGAAGAGGAAGAGGAGGAGAGUGAUGAUGCUUCUCUGAUUUCAUCAUCUGAUGAUUGUGACGAAGACAAUUCGGACCCAGAGUCUUUAAAAAGUGAGAGUGACUUUUCUGAGGAUUUGGACAAAAUGAAGGAAGAGCAGGAAGCUAAUGCCAAAAGGGAGAUUGAAGAUAAGAUCAUCACUAUAAACAUCGACAUCCCUGAUGUUCUCAAGAAGAAGCUGGAGAACGACUGUUACUACAUUAACAAAAGAAAAAAGCUGGUGAAGCUUCCAUGCCAGAUGAAUAUAGUAAACAUUCUGGAGUCCUACGUGAAGCACUUCACGAUCAAUGCAGCUUUCGCAGCUAAUGAGCGCUACCGGCACCCUCAGAGCUCCACACAGACCAGUAUGAGUCCACAUUAUGUCCCACCUGAGAAGAAUGAAGAGCUCUGUAAAGAGAUGGUGGAUGGUUUGAGGAUCAUAUUUGAUUUCACCCUUCCGCUGAUCCUCCUGUACCCAAACGAGCAAGCUCAAUUUAAGAAAGUCAGCUCCUCCAAGUUCUUCCUGCCAAUCACUGACAGUGCAGUUUGCUCCAGUAGGACUCUUAGAGAGCGUUCGCCCAGUCCUGGCCAGAAUCCCUCGACCCCCCAAUCCACAGACAGCCAACCAGCUUUGAGUGAAUCCUCCAGCAUACCUGUCACCAUGGCAACCACACCUAAGCGUCGUCGCAGUGCCAAUCCAGAUUCUGACUUCACACAGUUCCUGCGACGCUCGACUCGCAAUACAUUCGGAGGGGAUCGGUUGGCAGAGGCUGGGGGUGGAGGCAGCUGCAAUGCUUCUCCUCAACCCAAGCGAAGGCUUACUGAGGUGCCAACACCACUGCCCAAAUUCUUCCUCAACCUGGAGAAGAAGACUCCGGUCCACAGCGGCUCCUCCUCUCCUUUACCCUCGACACCCAGUAAGGAUUGCAGUGGAGUUUUCUUAUGGCUUGAAACCCAGAAGAACAGCGAACUGAAUGAGGUUUUGAGCUGGAGAUUGACACCAGAUAACUACCCUCAGCAUGACCAGCCCCCCCCUCCAUCUUACCUCUACGGCUCUCAGCACCUGCUUCGGCUCUUUGUGAAACUUCCAGAAAUCCUGGGGAAGAUGCACAUACCAGAAAAGAACCUGAGGGCACUGGUGAAACACUUCGAGCUUUUCCUGAGGUUUUUGGCAGAGUUUAAUGAGGACUUCUUUCCAGAAUCUGUGUAUGUGUCUGCAUCUGAAGCACAUUACAACAUGAAGCCACGUUGAGUCGACUAAGAGCCGCUAAUGGAGAUUUGCUGCGCUCCCCCAAAGUUUUGCUUCUGUGCCUUUUCUUUUUGCCUGUGGAUCCUGUUCGUUUCCUUGGACCAUUUCCACCGGUCCAUUUCUAACUGAACCUGUUUACCAUUGAUGAGAAACUUGCAUUACUGUGUUGUGCAAUUUACAAAGGGUUUUUUUAAUGCUUUUUUUCUUAAAGCAUUUUUUGAUUCGGUGUUAAAACAAUGGAUGUCCGUUUCUAAUUUUUUGGCUAUUCUAUAGGAUAGAGGGAAGCCACCAUCGCUUCAAGCUUGUGCUUCGCUGGUUUUUCUUCUAUAAAAGAAAAGCGGACUGUUUUUGUCCUCCCCAUUCUGCAUCAGCAGCUCUUUUUCUCUUUUCCUUCUAUAUGUGCUUCAGCAACUGUGCAAGAGACUUUUAUUACAAGUUUGUUCCUACUACAUAGAAUUAUUGUGGUUUCAUUAUUUUUUUAAACUUGUAAUUUCCUGUGUAUAAAGCCCUCAAUGUUAAUAGAUUUAAUUUCUUUUUUAAUCAUAAGAAAAUAGGAAAGGGCUGGCAUGUACAUUAUUCCCAUUUCUUCUUGUAACUGUAUAUUUGUUUAUUUGCGUUCACCUUUUUGUUUCUGUCUUAAAGCAUGCACAAAAGAACUGCUGUUGGAAAUAUUGUAGACAUGUCUCUCUUAUUUGUAGAUUAUCGAUGAUCUUUAAAGUGUGUCAUUAUGGUGACACUUAAACUUUAAAGGGAUUUUAAGCAAUUUCAGACAUAUUUCUAACAUCAGUCACAAAACUUCUCUUCUAAAUCCUAUCGUCCAAAGGCAUGUCAGCAAACCUGAACACACCAAGCUGGUGUAAUUAGACCCAUCUCAUCAGGUACUGUAGUUUUAAGGAAAAUGCUGAUCUGUGACUGACUUACACAGGAUUGAAUAAAGUAAAAAUAGAUGUGCAUUGAAAUUCUCCAAAAUCCCAGCAACGUCUUUUUCAAAUAACAGACUCAAACUACAGUCAUUAUUGUGAAAGAAAAAGCAGAUUAAAGGUAAAUGUAAAUAUGUUUGUUUACAUUUUACAUUUGUUUUACAUUCACAGUUUUAAAGGGACAGUUUACCCCCCAAAAAAUGAAAAUUCACUCGUCAUUUAUUCACCAUCGUGCCAUCCCAGAUAUGUGACUUUCUUUAUUCUGCAGAACACAAAUCAAGAUUUUUAGAAGAAUAUUUCAGCUCUGUUGGUCCAUACAAAGCAAGUGAAUGCUGACCAGAACUUUGAAGCUCAAAAAAGCACAUAGGCAGCAUAAAAGUAAUCCAUAAGACUGCAGUGGUUUAAUCCAUGUCUUCUGAAGUGAUAUGAUAGGGUUAGGGUGAGAAACAGAUGUAAGAAUCUUCAUUUUUCCCUUUAAUUCACAAGCAUUCUUUCAAUGCAAGUCUGUGGGGGUUUUAUUGUACUUACAAUAUUCACAGAGCAGACAAUCCGUUUAAAAGGUCAAGGCAACCUUAAUCAGAACAGUCUGAAGGUCUGCCAUAAAUUUAGUUGAUGUUGCUUAAAAUCUUUAUUACAGUCAGAAACUUUAAAUGUCUUCACAUUGCAUGUGUGAGCCGCCAGGUUCAUGUCCCACAAGUGUCCCAAACGGGCAGUGAGGGAAGGGUUUUGGUUUUGAACUCCAUGGCUCUGGAUGCAGAGACUAUAAAUAAGACACAUGUAAAGGAAAAAUAUUUUAAGGAUCUACAGUACACUAUAUUUUAUAGGUUUGGAUAUAAACCAGGGACUAAAAAUGCUCAAGGGAUGAAAACAAAAACUGAAACCGAAUCGAAUUUCAGCAGAACGUAACCGAAAACCGGAACAAAGUGAUUUCCAAUUGUUUUGGAAUGAAGACGUUAUUUUGAAACGCUGGUUUAUGGGUUAUAACCGGUUCAUUUCCUUCUUGUUAUUUUUCAUGAAACUAAAGGGCAAAGGGUUUAUCACCGUAAAUGUCUGGAACUACAUCACUUCCUGUUGCCCGAAACAAUGAAACGUGCUUUGAACCUGAAGGGAGCUUGACAUGUGCCCAUUGUAGAUGAACCAUUCUGUAAAUAAAAACCUUUUUAACAACUAUGUAUAAUUAUUACAUAUACAUGCACGACUAAUCCAGAUACCAGGAAAACAUUAUUACAGGUAAAAGUUCAUUUCUCAGUUGAUUAUUCACUGAAUUAUUGUGAGAUUUGAUGCAUUAAUACAGUUUUGAUGCUGAUCUGUAAUUAAAAUUAUAUAUAACUUAAUUAACUGUAUGCUUGUU
This is a messenger RNA of Xyrauchen texanus (razorback sucker), 4220 nucleotides long. Its product is annotated as male-specific lethal 3 homolog. Lineage: Eukaryota; Metazoa; Chordata; Actinopteri; Cypriniformes; Catostomidae. The transcript has 13 exons. The coding region runs from base 144 to 1952 and encodes 602 amino acids. The record is from RefSeq and is a predicted model, not a curated record. Gene Ontology annotation, biological process: chromatin organization; regulation of DNA-templated transcription. Gene Ontology annotation, cellular component: MSL complex; NuA4 histone acetyltransferase complex; nucleus.